Messenger RNA from Falco peregrinus (peregrine falcon), 1661 nucleotides. Its product is annotated as bactericidal permeability increasing protein. The transcript is spliced from 15 exons. Gene Ontology annotation, molecular function: lipopolysaccharide binding. The record is from RefSeq and is a predicted model, not a curated record. Bases 43 to 1485 code for a protein of 480 amino acids. Lineage: Eukaryota; Metazoa; Chordata; Aves; Falconiformes; Falconidae. Gene Ontology annotation, biological process: innate immune response; lipopolysaccharide-mediated signaling pathway; defense response to Gram-negative bacterium.
AGGGAGAACCCAGCAGCAGCGUGGCACUGCAGAGCAGCCAGGAUGGGAGCACAGAGCCUGUUGGUGGCUUGCGGGGUCCUGGCUUUGUGCCUGGCACUCACCAGGGCCACCAACCCUGGCUUCGUGGUGAGGAUCACUCAGGCAGGCUUGGACUAUGCCCAUCAGCAUGGGAUCACGGUCCUGGAGAAGGAGCUGGCCCAGUUGAAGCUGCCGGACAUCUCGGGUGACUUUCGCAUCCGGCACGUGGGAAAGGUGUACUAUGAGAUCUCCAGGCUGGACCUUCGCAGUUUCAACUUGCCAUACUCACGCAUUUCCCUGGUCCCCAACGUGGGUCUGCAGGUCUCCAUCUCCAACGCCUUCGCUGAGCUGGAUGGAAACUGGCGGAUCAAGUUAUACUUCAUCCGGGACCAUGGCUCAUUUGACCUGAAGGUGGAGAAUGUCUAUAUCAAGAUCAGCCUGAAGCUGGGUAGCGACGCUGCUGGGAAACCCACCGUUGACACCUCUGACUGCAGUACCCGCAUCUCCAAAGUCCGGGUACACUUCUCGGGCAAGUUUGAAUGGCUUUACAACCUCUUCCACAGCGCUAUUGAGUCCAGAUUCCGGAAGAUCUUGGAGAGCAAGGUCUGUGAGAUGGUGGCCACGUCUGUGCGCAACAAUCUCCACCCUUACGUCCAGACCCUGCCAGUCACAGCCAGAAUAGAUGCCAUGGCUGGGAUCGAUUACUCCUUGGUGGCACCCCCAACUGCUACCGCGCAGUCCCUGGAUGCGGACUUGAAGGGUGAAUUCUUCUCCCUGGCCCACCGCUCUGCUGUCCCCUUCCCUCCGCUGCCGCUGGCCUUCCCCCCGGAUCACGACCGCAUGGUUUACUUUGGGGCCUCCAGCUACUUUUUCAACACAGCCAGCUUCACCUACCAUGCCGCCGGGGCACUGGUCUUCGAAAUCACGGACUCCACGAUCCCGAAGGGCGUUGACCUCCACUUGAACACCACCACCUUCUCAGCCUUUAUUCCCCAGCUCGAGAAGAUGUACCCAGACAUGCCGAUGAAGCUCAGGCUGUCCACCCCCUCUGCCCCAUUCCUGAACAUUGGACCAGAGGGGCUCUCGCUCAAGCCUGUUGUGGAUAUCCAGGCUUACGCCAUCCUUCCCAACACCAGCCUGGUUCCUCUCUUCCUCCUCAGCCUGACAAGCAACGUGUCUGCUGUGGUCGACGUGAAAUCUGGCCACAUAGUUGGGAGCUUGAAGGUGGGCAGGAUGAAGCUCUCUGUGAAGAAUUCAGAUGUUGGCACUUUCCAGGUGCGAAUGCUGCAGUCCAUAAUGAACAUCUUCACUUCCAGUAUCCUGCUCCCACGUCUUAAUGCCAGGCUAGAACAGGGUUUCCCUCUGCCACUGCCGGACAGAAUAACGCUCUCCAAUAUCCUCGUGAGGUUUCACCAGAACUUCCUGCUGCUCGGAGCAGACGUCCACUACCAGCCCCGGGGACGGUGAUAAGGCAAGAGAGGGGCCACGAGCAUCAAAAAUGCCCCUUCCUGCUCCUUCUGCCCCCGGCCCCACCGCUGGAGCCAAACACCCGGAGCUGAAGCCCUGCCGCUGCGGCCCUUACCGCCUGCCUCGUCCAAGCCCCAUGGCCCCCACCGGGCCUGCUGAGAGAUGGGGGUCCCUGG